Messenger RNA from Nematostella vectensis (starlet sea anemone), 2948 nucleotides. RefSeq names its product short transient receptor potential channel 4-associated protein. Gene Ontology annotation, cellular component: Cul4A-RING E3 ubiquitin ligase complex. The record is from RefSeq and is a predicted model, not a curated record. The transcript has 18 exons. Bases 168 to 2432 code for a protein of 754 amino acids. Gene Ontology annotation, molecular function: phosphatase binding. Gene Ontology annotation, biological process: ubiquitin-dependent protein catabolic process. Lineage: Eukaryota; Metazoa; Cnidaria; Anthozoa; Actiniaria; Edwardsiidae.
AGCGAAAUUUAUUCACCGCGGGGAUAUAUAAGGUUAGAAUGGAGGCUGGAAGAAGCAAUCAGUUCUUACUGAAAUCUCCGUGCUAGUCACAGCGAUCUCACGAGUAAUUUAAGAUAACUCAAAAUUUACGAUAAGUUCGAAAGUUUUUUUGGUAAUUUGGAUCAAACAUGGCCGUAAGGAAUCGUUCUUGUGAUAAGAAUUUGGCGAGCCAGAUCAUGCAGUCCAGAGUAUCCGGCUCUUCCAUGAGAGUAUUUCAGCUGCCUGAUGCGUUCGUCGAGGAGACAGAUCGUCGACUAAGACUGGAUGGCGUUCCCUCUUUGCUCAGGAAAAUCCAGAGACAGAUUCGUUCGGGAGAUCGAUUGAACGUUCCUCGCUGUACAAAAUUGCUCGAGGAAUUGUGUGAAUCGCUGAAUCAAGAAGGAAUCCCUCCAGGUCCGGAAUGCAAUUUUCCAAGCAUGAAGUUAGAAAACGAAAAAUUCAAGGCUGGGAAGAUUGUCAAUUUGUUUGGAGGAGUCGAGAUGCUCAUAAGUUUGUUAUUUCACCCUGCUAAUUCUUCUACAAAAUCCAGAGGCCGAACAGUUAAUGUGGCACCUGUUCAGGUUGACUUGCUCCGUGCGACUUGCUUAGAAAUUCUUCAUAAUCUGUGCCUUACUGUUGAUGGUAUCGCUGCUGCAUUGGCCAAGAAGAAUGAACUGAUCACCCAUUUAUUCACUUUUCUACAACAACAGAGGACUUUUAUGAAUGCUGCUUCUGUUCUUGAGGAUAUCUUAGCCGCAAAGAAGGAAUUAAUUGAUUUAGAAUCUAUAGGAAACCUGAAACAACUUAUUUCAACAUUAGAAUAUGGAAGACUCGCCAAUUUCUGCCGGGUGUUAUCAUUCACCUUGACAGAUAUGGAGGCAGUUGAAGACAGAAGCACAUUAUUAGCUCAAGAUGAACAAGAAAGGAAAGGACAGGACCAGAAAGAAUUAGCUGAUAGUAACCAAGAAAGCCUUAUCAGAAUCCCUGAAUUUCUUGCAAGACUAGUAAAGCUGGCGUGUAGAAGUUUAUCUGAUGCUCCUGUUUGGCCAUCAAUGUUCGGGAAUGGUCGUGAUGGUUUAAUGGAAUGGCUUGGAUUUCAUGCGUUUCUUGAGGAUAUGCUUGGUAAUGAAGAAAUUGAUGAGCAUGCAAUGCCUUCACUGUCUCGCUCUCUCAAAUUGAUGCAUGAGGUCAUGUACAAAGUUGAAGUAUUCUACGUCCUCUGCCUUUUCUUGACGGGAAAACACAAGCAGACAGUUCAGUCUAAACUCUCAGAGCUGCGACUGAUCCCUGGCAUGUGUGAGCUGUUCGACAACAUCAUAUGGCAACAUACAAAUGCAAACAGAGGUCUGAUGGAGAUUGAAGGAGAUCAUGAGUGCACUCCUGAAACAGCACUGAAAAUCCAGUUCCUAAGACUAGUCCACAGCUUCUGUGAUCGUCAUGAGAACAAGCACCUCCUCUUGUCCCCACGUGAAGUUGAUGAGCUGAUUGACAUCUACAGACAAAAUGACAGAGAAGUCCCUAGUAAUCUCUUAGCAAUCAACAAGAAGCGGUGCUGCACUGGUGAGAAAGGUCUGCUGUCUAAGAUCCUGGAGGUGCUUGUGAAGACCCCAGCGACGGCAGCGCUAAGGUUCUGGUUGUCACGAGCGAUUGAGGGGUUCUUACGUGGCCGGUCUUCCAUUGGUGAUCAGCUGUUCCUAAUUAAGAGAGGUCUACUAGAGCAUCUUGUUGAGCACAUUACUAGCCCUGAGCUCAAACCCAAAGAGAUCCUUCAGAGCAGCUUUGACCUGCUUGGGGAGCUGAUGAAGUUCAAUGAGGUCGCCUUCAAGAUCUUCAACUCUGUCGUGACUGACAAGCAGUUUGAAAAGUUCCUGUCAAUAUUGACGUCCAAUGUAGUGGAUUCCAACAUGCUGAUCAGAUGCCUGAUACUAAGCCAGGAACACUUCCUUGAAUCACCAUUUGGUGGUGUCCCUACUGAAGCUUGUAGACUGAGUGCACUCAUCAAUGACUGGGAACAGAGAAUGUACCUUCUGUACAAGCUGAUCAACUCCAUCACCGUCACAACUCUCACUCAGGAGAAUGUUAGCUGUCUCAACACGACACUCGUCUUCUUGAUGUUUGCAUACAAGCAAGGCCACCUACCCAUGUACCUGAGUGCCUUUGUCCGGGAGGAGAAAUUGCACAAGAACCCUGGCUUUAUCAUGAAGAACUUGAGGAGACUUCUUGAAUUCUGGAAGACACACUAUCUGAGACGGGGCAAGGAUUGUUCUGCCCUGGAACAGAGCUCUUGCAUCAGUUUUGACAGGUGGAAGAAGGUGGUCGAUGUCCUUCUUCAGGACGACAUGGCGUGCACAUCCUCAGUCAACCACUACCUGACCGCAUCCCUUCCAAGCACUCCACAGACUAGAGACUGCUAGUGACACACAUAGGUAUAAUAUAUAGCAAUCGUUCUUUAUAUAGCUAGGACUGAUGUGUAAAUACCCCGAGUAAAUUAUAUGGUGAAGCGUUAGUGCUUGAGGUUGGAUUUUAGCGCAUUAUGAUAAUGCAGCAUCACUUUUUACUCAUUUUGUUUACAGUCUUGAAAUAAAAACAUGGAAAUCCAAUGAAGAGAUUUUCUUGUCAUAAGUAAUUAGACUGUAAUAUGUAAAAAUUAUAAAUAGCAAGAGCUUAUAUAUUUUUAUCAUAAUUUAAAAUACAGUAUGCGUGAAAUGACGAGUAUUGUUAGUUUUUUUAUAUCAGUGAUUUGUAAAGUGAAAAAUUGUGACACCAUUACAUUCUUUUAUACGGUUUUUGAAGGUUUAUGCCUCGUGAUUGUGAUGUCAUUAACGUCAUCUGUUGUAAAUUCUAAGGUGUUGUAACAGUACGUUAAGCAAAUAACUACACGCGUUCAUACUGUACUAGAAAAUUCAAAUAAAACUUCUAAAGACGGUAAA